GUCCCGAGAAGGGCCCGGGACUGCUCCUAUUAAAGGGGCAAGGCCCCCGGACUGUGGGGGUCACUGUGAGGGGACAGGGAACCGAGGUGCGGACGCGCAAAGCACGUAUGAGGAGACUCAGUCCAGCUACUCAGCCCAGUGCAGUUAUGCAGGUGCAGGAAGAUGACAACAAUCUCAUUCCCUUUGCAAAGUGUUCAAAGGUGGUCAGGAGAUCUCCACCCCUCAACUUGCCUUCCCAGAGCCUCAGACUGACUCCCCAGCGUUAUGGGGACUUCUUCUGGGAGAAACUUAGUCAAAGGCCCAGCCCCACUUGGAUGGAGGAACAAUACAUCCCAUCCCAGCUGAGAGCCACUGGUUGCUCCCAGUCUGGCCUGUACCGCCCAGAGGGGCUCCCACCCCCUGAGAUGCUUUGCAGAAGAAAGAGAAGGAGGACACAUUUGCAUCAGGGACCUGAGGGGAUCCCAGCCCGGGUAAGGGCUGUCACUUAUCAUCUAGAGGAUCUAAGGAGGCGGCAGAGAAUCAUCAAUGAAAUGAAGAAGACCCAAUGGAGCAGCUCUGGGGCUGCUUCUGGGCAUCCCGUGCUUGGUGAAGAUGGCUGUGGAGUUCCCACCACCUCCCAAUGCCCUGACCUGGAAGAGAAGAGGGUAACCUAUCCAGGGGAAGAGGACUGUUUUCUCACUCUUGGCAGGGCCCAGCUGCUUUGGUCUCCCUGGAGUCCCCUCGGCCAGGAGGGGUCUAGUUUCUUCAGGCAACCGAGCUCCCUGGCUCCCUACAGCACUGCCACAGCCAGUAGGAACCCCCUUCACAGUCCCUGGGGGAUGGAACUGCAGCCUGAGGAGUAAGGAGAAACCAAGAGGCUAGCACUGCUUCAGGGACCCAAGUCCAGUUCUCAUCACUGGAACCUCCCCCAUUUCUGGCAUCAAGGCAUUUUCCUUUUCAUAGCCUCUCCUACUUCCUCUCCUGUUCUCAGAAUUAGGCAUUAACAGCCCCCUCAACCCAUCCCUCUCACAGGAGCUCCCCAAGUCCUCCUGUUCCUUAGGCGCCACUGCCUGGCAUUUGUUUUUUGUUCUGUUAUUAAAGAGCAAGCAAGUUG
Messenger RNA from Talpa occidentalis (Iberian mole), 1093 nucleotides. RefSeq names its product inhibitor of CDK, cyclin A1 interacting protein 1 (gene INCA1). Gene Ontology annotation, molecular function: cyclin binding; cyclin-dependent protein serine/threonine kinase inhibitor activity. Bases 108 to 842 code for a protein of 244 amino acids. The transcript is spliced from 7 exons. Gene Ontology annotation, biological process: negative regulation of cyclin-dependent protein serine/threonine kinase activity; negative regulation of cell population proliferation. Gene Ontology annotation, cellular component: cytoplasm. Lineage: Eukaryota; Metazoa; Chordata; Mammalia; Eulipotyphla; Talpidae. The record is from RefSeq and is a predicted model, not a curated record.